Hypoxylon fragiforme is the source of this 1077-nucleotide messenger RNA. RefSeq names its product kinetochore Sim4 complex subunit Fta4. Lineage: Eukaryota; Fungi; Ascomycota; Sordariomycetes; Xylariales; Hypoxylaceae. Gene Ontology annotation, cellular component: Mis6-Sim4 complex. Bases 134 to 949 code for a protein of 271 amino acids. The record is from RefSeq and is a predicted model, not a curated record. The transcript is spliced from 2 exons.
CUUGGGUUCAUCUACCUCCUGCACACAUGUGCAUAUGUAUGUAUAGUUUGGAUCGAUUUCAAGAUGUUAUAUACCUACUAGGUACCCAGGGUAUACAAAAAUAACAUAAUCCAAAUACGAAAGCGGAAAUGAAAUGGCGCCCCCAACUAUUCUUGCGCAUAAAUCAUCUUUCCUCACAGCGCAGACACUACAACUAAGCCAGGCCCUUUCCCCGAGCGCUACGUGGAAGGAGUCCAAUUCACGGUCUGCCGAGGGAGGAUUGAGUGAGCGAGUGGUAGACGAGGUAUUAUACCGCGCCAACCACACUCUCCAGCAGCAUGCCCGACGCGUGUACGCGCCACAAGCUAGCCGGCAUGUCGCCGAACAAAUAGAGGCUUUGUAUCUAGAGGCCGCGGAGAAGGCUGUCCGUGGUAACACCAUCGGGGGUGGAGGAGAGGGAGGCGAAGGCGAAGAGGGUGAUGCUGAGGGGGUUAAGGAAAGAGACGAGGAAGCCAAGUUCUUACGAGUGGGGGCAGAUUUUGCAACUGACGAAGUCAUCGCUUCCUUGCCUCCUACCUGGGACCAGCACUCUCCAUCGCAAGCUGAAGCAAACCCUCCAGAGGCGCACCGGUACGCCGAUCUCGCCGCCUCGCUGUCGUCUCUCUCUACUCGCCGCAAGGAAGCGAGAGAGCGCCUCGACCGUCUCCGCCGGAUGCGCGACUCCCUAGCCCCCUUUGCGUCUAGCGGGUCAGAUGGUGCCGACUCGGUCAACAGCAAGGUGCAACCCAACCUUGUGACCCGCGACGGGGAGCUCGAGAAGGAGCUCGAGCGUAUGCGUGUUCUGCUUGUACGGGUUGCUGGCCGUGUGGCGCAGUUGCCGGAUCAUCCUGAAUCUGCCGAGGAUGCAAUUAUGGAGGACCCGGAGAUUGUAGAGCGCCAAAAAGUCGAUAGGUUGCUUGAUGAUUUAUAAGGGUCAAUAGGUGUUUGCAUUGCAAUACCUAGGUACCUAGCAGCCACGUAAGGGAGGGGGUUUAGUCUUGAUACCUUGGAAUGAAAUCGGUGAGAUAUUGGCGUUUAGACAAUGCUUAUAAAUGAACA